AUGGCCACCGACGAGGAGAUCAAGGCUCACGUGGAGCAAUGCUGGGCUCGCAUCAAGCCCAUCAGCGCCAUCUACGAGUUUCUGCUUGCAGAUAUCCAGAUUGUCCACGCAUCCAAAGGCGUCGUUCGCGCACGCCUUCCCCUAUCGAAGAACCAUGUCAAUUCCAAGGCCAUUAUGCAUGGAAGCGUCUCUGCCACCUUGAUCGACUGGGCUGGCGGCCUGGCCAUUUCCUCGUGGGACUUGCGAGACAAGAACGGUGUGUCCACCGACAUACACGUCACCUACGUCUCGUCCGCGAAGGAGGGCGACACGAUCGAGGUCGAAGGUAGGGCGAACAAGGUGGGCGGAACGCUUGCUUUUACAAGCGUGACCAUCAGUAAAGUCGUCGACGGCAAUGCCGGGCCCGUCAUCGCCACGGGCAGCCACACGAAGUUUGUCAAGAUGUGA
Messenger RNA from Lasiodiplodia theobromae, 447 nucleotides. Its product is annotated as Acyl-coenzyme a thioesterase. Lineage: Eukaryota; Fungi; Ascomycota; Dothideomycetes; Botryosphaeriales; Botryosphaeriaceae. The record is from RefSeq and is a predicted model, not a curated record. The transcript has a single exon. Gene Ontology annotation, molecular function: fatty acyl-CoA hydrolase activity. The coding region runs from base 1 to 447 and encodes 148 amino acids.